CUCAGACGCCAGUUCUUGGGGAGACGCUAUCCCUCUUAGACGUAGCGUGCAGACUCUGAAGCAUUUGCAAGCACUCAUGCACACGUAAACACUCGGUGUUCUCAUACUAGCAGUGCUGUUGUUUGGUGCUCGGUGGGUGACGACCAUCAUUAACAAUAUCAGAGCGGCACGAACGGGCCGUGUGUGUUCCCCGGAAUUCGUUUCUCGGUGCAGUGUGUCAGUCAUUCAGCAAGCGGCGUAGCGCAUGUGACCUGAGUGUUGGUGUUGAUGUUAUGACGUCAACGAGGUCAACGGAACACAGCGGAGGGUCAGGACAGUGAAGAUGGCACUCAUAAUGUGGCCCCGCAACGUGGACAGUGGCCAACUCACAGCUGAUCCGCUAAUAAAGAUGGAAAGAGACAGAAUGAGUUCCCCAACUGCUAGAGGUACGUUCGCUGAAGCCCUGGCCGCCAUCACUACACGGAGAGACGGCGCCGUGAACGGGUGCGAGCGGGACGACGUAGUGAGCGACUGCGGCAGCGACGGCGCCCACGACCACGCCCUCGACGACUCCAUGGACGGCACGCCGCCCGCAUCCGAGAUCCACCCGCCGCCCAACCGGCCGCGCUCGCCCACGCCCGUCGGUCUCCAGGGGCACGCCCAGAUGCAGCUUGUUCCCACGCCUCGGCACUUCCAUCCCGUUAUCAAUCUGGCAAGGGACCUGACCAGCCGCUCCAGCAACGGGGGCGGCGGCCGUACGCCCACCCCGUCACCGCCACCCAUGGUCGUCCCCCCUCAUGUACCGCCGCCCCAUCCUUCACCCUCGCCCACGCCCACAUCCGCCGCCCACACGCCCAUCAGCAGCGCAUCCUCCCCCACCUCGGCGCCCGGGCCCGCCCACUCCGUGCAGGCCGCCCUCGCUGCCCUGCAGGCCGGCUCGCUCUCCCUCAACCAGGUUUAUGUUGUUCUCCCAGUCAGGUGCAGCCUCUCAGUUGCCUCCUCAGGCUCAGCUGUUCCUUCAGAGCCAGCAACUGCAGUAUUUACAAAACCUCCUGCAGCAGGGUCUGCUGGCCUCGCCCGGUCUGGCGGGGCUGCAGGGUCUCCAACCACCCGUCUCGCAAGCGCCAUCCCAGACCGCGCAAGUGCGCAACGUACAGCAUGCCGUGGCCCAGGCUGCUCAGCAGUUGCAACAGCUGCAGAAGGCCCACCAGCAACACCAGCAACAGCAGCACCAACAGCAGCCCCCACAACAGCAGCAUGUCCCUCGCGAUGUCCGCGACCUGCGUGAUUUACGGGAUAUCAGGGAUAGCCCCCUCUUCGGCCCCCACCCCUGGAGCCUCCCCACGUCUCUGGCUCCCCCAUGGCGCCCCACCUCACCCCGCAUGGCCACAUGCCACGCCCUCCGGUCUUACCUCACUCCCCGCCUCCCCCCCGACACUGGGAGCCGCCCCCGGAGGAGCCCACGGACCUCGAGGAGCUGGAGCAGUUCGCCAAGACGUUCAAGCAGCGACGCAUCAAGCUGGGCUUCACACAGGGUGACGUGGGUCUUGCCAUGGGCAAGCUCUACGGCAACGACUUCUCCCAAACCACCAUCAGUCGUUUCGAGGCUCUCAACCUCUCCUUCAAGAACAUGUGCAAGCUGAAGCCGCUGCUGCAGAAGUGGCUGGAGGACGCGGACAAGACGGUGACGGACCCCACCACCCUGAGCAACCCCCUCACCUCGCCCGACAACGUGGGCCGCCGUCGAAAGAAGAGGACCUCGAUCGAGACGAGCGUGAGAGUGGCGCUCGAGCGGGCUUUCCUCCAGAACCCCAAACCGACCUCGGAGGAAAUUGCCAUGCUUGCUGACAACCUCUCCAUGGAGAAGGAGGUUGUCAGGGUCUGGUUCUGUAACAGACGCCAGAAAGAGAAGCGAAUAAACCCUCCCACGAGUGGCAUGGUGAGCCCGCCGCUGAGUCUCAGCAACACCUCGGUGUUCAGCACUGUACCCAUCUCCUCUGCCCUCACCCUCACCAGCCUGGGACAGCCCCCCCUCUCCCCCGUGGGUCCCUUGCCGUCUCCCUUGUCUCUGGUCACUCACAGCUACCCUCCAGCAUCGCCACCAGAGUCUGCUUCCACAAAGUCAGAGUAGGUGGGUGCCCGGGCUCCUUGCGAGGCUCUGAGGCCUCCCAGGGCAGCCCCCUGGCACCUACUCUCCCCUGCCACGCCCCGCCCCUCUCGUGCAAUGCCUCACCCCUUGGGAGGCGGGGACCUGUGGCUCUACGGGGCACCCCAGGAGUAGCACCAGGAAAAGCAACAUUGCCGCCCUCCCUCGCGGGGGGAACCAGCGCCACGAGGACGCUGCGUCGAGAAACGGAAUUUUGAGCUCCAGGAGGAGGAUCCUGUGUCAUUGUUGUUAGUGUGUAUGUGUGAUGGUGGUAGCCUGGCUGCCACGGACUCACACGGGUCUUGCAAGCCUCACCUAGCCAUGGCUGCCAGUAACAGGCGUGAUCAUAUCAGUGUGGCAAGGAGGCGGCCUCGGCGGACCGCGCGGAACAUGGGACAUUCGCCGCCACGCCCAAGUGCCACUCGGUCGCAGACACGGGCAGAGCCUGGACAUUGCCCCGCAGGGCGCCCGCCGUUACGGCAAGUGCAGUGCGAGAACUGACUCCAGAAGGACAGUGAGUAGGCGCUAGGGUGCAGCGGGCUCUCAGAGGCGCGAGUGCAUUGCGUUAAGCGGCAGCGUGGCGCGCGGUCGGGCCAGGGCGCUCCCCACGCAGAACCUAACCCUCGGGCGGCGGCGAGGUGCCCCACUCUCGCUCUGUCUCGCUCUUAAGGUCUUAAUCUGUCAGCUGUGUCGUUAACAAAGUCUAACUAUGUCAAGAAAACGAGGAAAAAGAGAUUCUAUUACUUUUGAAGUGAAACUCCGGACGGCAAGACAGUGGGGGGCCCAGCCGUGGCCUCGAACGUGAAUCUUGGCAGUAGUUUGUAAGCGGAACGGGGUACACCGGGAAAGUGUUUUUAUGUGUAGUGGUUAGAUAGAUGAAUGAUUUCUGUAUUAUCAUUGGAAUACUGUCUAUGUGGCUUAUUUUAUCUAUGAGUACUAGUGUAACAUUCUAGUAAUGUCUACUUAAACAAUCUUGCCUAAUUCGAAAUGAAAGUUCCUGCAUAUAAAAUGAAGUACGUAACUUUUAAGAUACCUCAGCCAAACAGUGGUGUUUGUGGGGCGGUCGGGCGCGGUGAGGCUGGCCGAUUCCUAGCUGCAUUUUUACUGUUGUAGCCUCAGAGCGCGAGGUCCCAGCGCCGCCCCGCCCGCCCGCGCCCACGUGUGUUCUCUACUCCAACGUUGUGAUUGUGUAGUCAUGGAGUAUACUUCCCGUGGAUCCAUUAUGUUAGAUUCUUAAGGGCUUAGUGUAU
Penaeus monodon (black tiger shrimp) is the source of this 3375-nucleotide messenger RNA. Its product is annotated as POU domain, class 2, transcription factor 2-like. The record is from RefSeq and is a predicted model, not a curated record. Gene Ontology annotation, molecular function: RNA polymerase II cis-regulatory region sequence-specific DNA binding; DNA-binding transcription factor activity, RNA polymerase II-specific. Gene Ontology annotation, biological process: regulation of transcription by RNA polymerase II. Lineage: Eukaryota; Metazoa; Arthropoda; Malacostraca; Decapoda; Penaeidae.